Molecule: messenger RNA, 1017 nt
Organism: Portunus trituberculatus (swimming crab)
Lineage: Eukaryota; Metazoa; Arthropoda; Malacostraca; Decapoda; Portunidae
Product: coiled-coil domain-containing protein 124-like
Exons: 5
Coding region: 290-910 (206 amino acids)
Biological process (GO): transcription by RNA polymerase II
Cellular component (GO): nucleus
Molecular function (GO): transcription coactivator activity
Source: RefSeq, a predicted model, not a curated record
GCCAAAUGUAAACAAACAAACCUCUAAAGUUCCCACACCGUGGAGUUGUUAGUCAACAUCGCGACAGUACAAUAAUAUGCCAAGAAUUUGAGACAGACACUCCCUUCGGCUGGUUGUGCUGUGGUGGUAUUUCACACACCGUGCUCCAUAAUGCACAAGCAACCUGUGUCACUGUGAACAAGGUCAAGGAAGAGACUGCCCCAUCCCGUCCAGCACUGAGGUAACCGCGUCUGCUGCUGCUACUCACCCUUCGUGCCUUAGUCCCUGCCAGAAUAACCAACACACAAAAAUGCCUAAGAAGUUUCAAGGGGAGAACAGUAAGUCUGCUGUAGCCAGGGCACGUAAAGCAGAAGCUGCAGCUCAAGAGAAGCAAAAGAAGGACAAGGCAUUAGCGGAUGCUUAUUGGGCAGAUGAUGACAAGCAUAUCCAGCGGAAGCAAGCAAGGAAGGAGGAGCGUGAGAAAAAACGACAGGCAGACUUAGAAAGGAAAGCAGAAAUUCGGGCAUUAGCAGAAAAUGAACUUAAGGACUUCAUUCCAAAAGCAACUCCACAGAAGAUCACUGCAUUCCAGCUGCAGGAAAACCGAGAAAAUAUGAUGAAGGCGAAGAAUGAGGAAGAGGCAGUUCCAACUCAUCUUGAAGUGCCUCUUGUGGAAAACCUCAACAGGACUAUGGAGGAUCAAGUGCAAGCAAGUGGUAUUGAUGCUGCUAUAACUGCACUUAGCGUUGAAGAUGGACCACAAGAUCGUCAUCCAGAGAAGAGGGUAGCAACUGCAUUCAAGGCUUAUGAGACACGCAGGCUUCCACAGCUCAAGAAGGAGAACCCUUCACUACGGCUGUCCCAGCUCCAAAAGAUGUUAAGAAAGGAGUGGCAAAAGAGUCCAGAAAAUCCUGUAAAUAAGUUAAAUUGAUUAUGAGAUUAUGUGGAGCAUCACUUUACGGUGAUCACUGUUGUGUCCAUAGUGGACAGUCUUGAACUGAAGAUAUCAAUUUGAGUCAUGGUAUGACUUGGAACCAU